Prionailurus viverrinus (fishing cat) is the source of this 2305-nucleotide messenger RNA. It is a transcript of the gene POLG2, whose product is annotated as DNA polymerase gamma 2, accessory subunit. Gene Ontology annotation, biological process: mitochondrial DNA replication. NCBI's taxonomy places the organism in Eukaryota, Metazoa, Chordata, Mammalia, Carnivora, Felidae. The coding region runs from base 810 to 2267 and encodes 485 amino acids. The record is from RefSeq and is a predicted model, not a curated record. Gene Ontology annotation, cellular component: mitochondrion; cytoplasm. The transcript has 8 exons.
AAAAUUGUGAAGUCUUAAGUGCCUGCUAGGUAAUCCUGGUUUGGUUUUGAGACCGGUAAUCACACAUUACGCUUUGAUGGACCCGUGGAAGGAUCCUCUAGUGGGAAAACUUGCCUCUACCACUGAUUAUCCGUGUGCCUCCACAUUCACCUGGAGGAUUUGUUUAAAAGGUCACAGGGCUCCUUUUCCAAAAGUGUUCCCAGGGGGUGCAGGCACUGCUGGCCGAGGACUCCCUUUUGAGAACCAUUCCCAAAAUGUGAAAGGUCCAUACCCUUCCCUGUCACACAACCCCAACCCCAGAGAGCAGAGAAGCUCUUUGGGGGUAGCGGUAACAUUUACAAGGAGUUGCAACUAAAGCUUGUGUCUAAUCUACAAAGGGCUAAGACUUUAAAAGAGGUAACCGUUAAUUUACGCAAACACCUGAAAUUGACAAGGUGUAUUUAAAUGGCGAUUUGGAGAACACAGUAUUUUGAUGUGAUUUGCAAAACACUUGAGAAGCAAAGCGCACUUGGUACAGCACGAUAGUGAAAAGUAGACGAGGAUGAUCUUUAUCGGUGCUAAUGAUGGCUAAAAAGUAGGGGCCGAACUUGGUUGUGGCGAGAAGCGGUACCGGGUCUGCGCCGGCCAUAGCUACUGGCCUAGGCCUGCAGCCGCUACAACCGAAACACGGACGCGCUUCCGUGGGCGUGGCCAGCCGGGCGUCCGCGCACUUCCGUCGCGCCUGCGCAGUUGGCUCCUGGGCUCACGUUUCUGGCCGUUUCCCGGGACCAGCCAGCUAAUAGGAUACUGCUGUUUAACUCCCGUGGGCGAUGCGUUCUGGUGCUGCAGUCAGGGCCUGCCAGAAAGUCUGCAGGUGCCUAUUGUCUGGGUUUGGAGGUCGAGUGGAUGGGGGGCAGCCUGAGCCUUUGACGGAAGGGAGUAGCUCCUUCGGAGUGCCCCUGCGGUCGCAAGCGGAGCUGCCCCGGGGGAGCGAGCCGACCGAAGUCCCCGAGUCCGGUGAGGGGAGCGAGGAAUUGCUAGAGAUCUGUCAGAGAAGGCAUUUCUUCAGCGGCAGCAGGCGGCAGCUUAGCCGACAUUCUCUUCUGAGCGGGUGCCACCCCGGCUUUGGCCCCUUGGGCAUAGAGUUGCGGAAGAACCUGGCGGCAGAAUGGUGGUCCUCCGUGGUGGUGUUAAGGGAGCAGGUCUUCCCGGUAGACGCCCUCCACCAUGAGCCAGGCCCUUUGCUGCCCGGGGACAGUACCUUCAGGUUAGUUUCAGCAGCAACUCUACGCGAACUCUUGCAAGACAAAGAGCUGAGUAAGGAACAGCUAGUAGCAUUUCUUGACAACUUACUAAAAACUUCUGGGAAACUACGGGAGAACCUUCUUCACGGUGCUUUGGAGCACUAUGUUAAUUGCCUGGAUCUGGUAAACAGGAGGCUACCUUAUGGCCUGGCUCAGAUUGGAGUGUGUUUUCAUCCUGUUUCUGAUACUAAGCAGACACCUGAUGGUGUUAAAAGAAUCGGUGAGAAGACUGAGGCUUCACUGGUUUGGUUUACUUCAGCAAGAACUGCAGGCCAGUGGCUUGAUUUCUGGUUACGUCAUCGACUCCUGUGGUGGAGAAAGUUUGCCAAGAGUCCAUCUAACUUCAGCAGCAGUGAUUGUCAGGACGAAGAGGGACGAAAAGGAAAUAAACUUUACUACAAUUUUCCAUGGGGAAAGGAGCCAAUAGAGACCCUGUGGAAUCUAGGAGACCAUGAACUUUUAAACAUGUGUCCUGGAAAUGAGUCUCAAUUACACGGCCGAGAUGGACGAAAAAAUGUGGUUCCUUAUGUUUUAUCUGUAAGUGGAAAUCUAGACCGAGGCAUGCUGGCUUAUCUCUACGAUUCUUUCCAGCUAACAGAGAGCUCCUUUACAAGAAAGAAGAAUCUUCAUAGAAAGGUACUUAAACUUCACCCUUGUUUAGCCCCUGUUAAGGUUGCUUUGGAUGUGGGAAGAGGCCCAACAGUGGAAUUAAGACAGGUUUGUCAGGGACUAUUCAGUGAAUUACUAGAAAAUGGAAUUUCUGUGUGGCCUGGUUAUUUGGAAACUGUGCACUCCUCACUGGAACAACUUUAUUCAAAAUAUGAUGAAAUGAGUAUUCUCUUCACAGUUUUGAUUACUGAAGCUACUUUGGAGAAUGGGUUAAUACAUCUGAGAAGUAGAGACACCACGAUGAAGGAAAUGAUGCAUAUAUCCAAAGUAAAAGACUUUUUAAUCAAGUAUAUAUCAUCAGCUAAGAAUGUAUAGAUUUUAAUGUUUACAUAAUAAAUAUUCUUCCUUCCUAA